AUGACGACGAAGCUCUGGAACGCGCGACUCGCGGCCGCGAAAGCCGCGGGCGUGGACUCGAACGCGGCGACGGAGACGUCGAACCAGGCCGCGCUCGUGUCCAAGCCCCCGGUCGCGACGUCCGUGCGGUAUCGCUUCACGUCCGACGACGCGCUCCUCGAGGCGUAUCGAUCGCCGUGGAACGCCGUGCGAAUCGGACGCGUCCUGGAAGACCUGGACUCCCUCGCCGGGAACAUCGCGUUCCAGCACUGCGACGACGGCGUCGUCGAGACCAGGCCGCAGCUGCUCGUGACCGCGUCCGUGGACCGCGUGCGCUUACACCGCGCGUUGCGCCUGGACGAAGACCUCACGCUCACGGGCGCGGUGAGCUGGGUCGGACGCUCGUCGAUGGUGAUUCGCAUGGAAGCGACGACGGCUUUCGCGCCGGGUCCGUCGCUGAGCGCGGAUUUCACGUUCGUCGCGAGGGACCCGGUGACGAAUAAAUCCGCGGCGGUGAACCCGCUCGUGCCGGACUGCGCGCGCACUCGAGCGCUGUUCGACGCGACCGCGGCGCGCGUGGACGCGAAGAAGCGGCGGAUGCGCGCGACGCGCGACGCGAUCGCGGCGGGUAAACACGCGGACGCCGGUUUAUCCGACGAAACGCGCGCGGCGAAGAAGGCGUUCGCGGACGCGCUCGCGGCGGACGCGCGGACGCUCGCGGAGCUCCCCGCGCUCGCGCCCAGGGACGUCGUGCCGUCGUCCGCGACGCGGACGGAGAACAUAUUCGUCGCGCAGCCGCAGCAGAGGAACCUCUCGGGGCGGAUAUUCGGCGGGUUUUUGUUGCGGCGGGCGUUCGAGCUCGCGUUCGCGACGACGUACGUGUUCGGCGGGGACCGACCGGUGUUUAAGCAAGUCAGCGACAUGGACUUUCUGCGUCCCGUGGACGUCGGGGAUCUUCUGCGGUUGAAGUCGCGGGUGUUACACGCGAGCGUCAGCGACGAGGACGAACACAAGCGCAGCUGCGUGGACGUGGAGGUGGAGGCGUUCGUGACCAAGCCGGAGCGCGCCGCGAGCGAGGUUUCGAACACGUUUUUGUUCAAGUUUUACGUCGGCGCGGGGGGGGAGGGGGGGGCGACCGUCACGCGACGCGUCGCGCCGAUGUCGAGGGAGGACGCGGAGCACGUGUGGGAGCGGUGCGAGCGCCCGAAGCUGCAGGCGGAGGCGGACGAGGAGAGUGGGGGGUCGUCGUAG
Micromonas pusilla CCMP1545 is the source of this 1230-nucleotide messenger RNA. RefSeq lists its product as uncharacterized. Bases 1 to 1230 code for a protein of 409 amino acids. Gene Ontology annotation, biological process: acyl-CoA metabolic process. Gene Ontology annotation, molecular function: fatty acyl-CoA hydrolase activity. The record is from RefSeq and is a predicted model, not a curated record. The transcript is spliced from 2 exons. Lineage: Eukaryota; Viridiplantae; Chlorophyta; Mamiellophyceae; Mamiellales; Mamiellaceae.